Molecule: messenger RNA, 2677 nt
Organism: Tachyglossus aculeatus (Australian echidna)
Lineage: Eukaryota; Metazoa; Chordata; Mammalia; Monotremata; Tachyglossidae
Gene: MLXIPL
Product: MLX interacting protein like
Exons: 17
Coding region: 1-2580 (859 amino acids)
Biological process (GO): regulation of transcription by RNA polymerase II
Cellular component (GO): nucleus
Molecular function (GO): DNA-binding transcription factor activity, RNA polymerase II-specific; RNA polymerase II cis-regulatory region sequence-specific DNA binding; protein dimerization activity
Source: RefSeq, a predicted model, not a curated record
AUGGCCGGGGGUCUGACCGGGGGCCUGUCCGGGGGCCUGUCCGGGGGUCUGACCGGGGGCCCGUCCGGGGGCCCGUCCGGGGGCCUGUCGGUCCGGCGUUCGGUGCCGGGGCCCCCGGCGGAGGCGGACUCGGACUCGGACUGGGAGGGUGAGGGUCCCGGUCCCGGGCCGGGCCCCCCGGUCCGCUGCCAGGUGAUCCACAGCGGCCACUUCAUGGUGUCCUCCCCGCACAGCGACGCCCUGCCCCGGGGCGGCCGGCGGCGGGGGCGGGGGCGGGGGCGGCGGGGCCCCCCGGCCCCCGGGGACGGCGGCCCGCCCACCAUCGACCCCACCCUCACCCGCCUCUUCGACUGCAUGAGUUUGGCCUACAGUGGGAAGUUGGUGUCUCCCAAGUGGAAAAAUUUCAAGGGCCUGAAGCUCCUCUGCCGGGACAAAAUCCGCCUCAACAAUGCAAUCUGGAGGGCCUGGUACAUCCAGUAUGUGGAGCGGAGGAAGAGUCCAGUCUGUGGCUUCGUGACUCCCCUGCAGGGCUCUGAAGCCGACGAGCAUCGCAAGCCAGAGGCAGUGGUCCUGGAGGGAAACUACUGGAAACGGCGGAUCGAGGUGGUGAUGCGCGAAUAUCACAAGUGGCGGAUUUACUACAAGAAACGGCUCCGAAAGCCCAGCAGAGAUGGGGACGUGUUGGGGCCCAGGCAGGCCGAGGGGGUCUGGCCUCCCCCGGAGCGGUGGUGCCAGCAGCUCUUCUCCAGCGUGGUGCCCGUCCUGCUGGGGGGGGCCAAGGAGGAGCCCCGGGGGGGGCAGCUGCUCGACCUGGACUCCUUCCUGUCGGACAUCUCGGACACCCUGUUCACCAUGACCCAACUCCCCGCCCCGCUGCCCCCCGAAGAUGCUUACCUGGGCAACGCUGACAUGAUCCAGCCGGACCUGACCCCUCUGCAGCCCAGCCUGGAUGACCUCAUGGACAUCUCGGAUUUCUUCACCAACUACCGGCCCCCCUCGACCCCCAGUGGCUUCCCAGCAGCUCCCGGCUUCAACCCCUCAACCGAGCCCCUGUUCGGAGACCCCCCGGGGCUCCCCGCCGCUGCCCCCUCUGAGAUGCCUCUCUCACCUGGAAGCCGCCUGCAGGCCCGGACCACUUGCCCAGCCCCGCUGGAGUCUCCCAGUGCUUUCCUGAGUCCCGAAUUCCUCCUGCCCCCUGACCCCAAGGCCAGACCCCCUCCGCUCCUCCCCAGCCUGGCCAAGGGGACCGGCCUGGAGCCCGGCCCGACGAACCCCUUCAUUCCCCAGGCCCCACCCGCGGGGAGCCAGGAGGACCCCCUCCUGUACCCGCUCCCUCGGACCAAGUUCCCCUUCCCCGGCUCGGCUCCCUCCGGAGCGGCCCCUCCUCUGCCCCCUCCUCCGGGCUUCCCCUCGUGCCCUCUAGAGCCCCCCUACCCCAUGGAGCUCCUGGCCCUGCCUCUGGGUUACCUGCCCCCUCCCAGUGGCCCCCACUUCUCCAUGCCCCUCGGGGCCCAGCCCAGAACCAAAGUGCCCAGCCCCCGGGGACGGAGGCCCAGUCCACCACCGCAGCAUCCCAGCCCCCUCCCCGCGGGCCCCAAUCCCUGCCUCACUCAGCUGCUCACAGCCGCGAAGCCGGAGCCAAGUCUGGAGCCGCCUGCCCUCUGCACUGCGCUGGGGCCUCCGGGCUCCCCGCAGGUCAGAGCCCCUGAGUUCUGUGAAUUCUUCCCCCGGCUGGCAGCGCCUCGCCCCCCCCAGGCCCUGACGUCCCUGCCCCCCACCAGAUCCCUGCUGGUCCCCAAAGCAGAGCGCCUGUCACCCCCCUCCACCAGUGGUGGUGAGCGGCGGCCAUCUGGAGAGCUGUCCCCGCUGCCCCCCUUGACCGGCGUGGGGCCGGGCGCUGGCCUCUCCCCCCCUCACCCCGCAUUCAGCCUAGGGCGGCCAGAGAGCAACAAGACGGAGAGCCGCCGCAUCACUCACAUCUCGGCCGAGCAGAAGCGCCGGUUCAACAUCAAGCUGGGCUUCGACACGCUGCACGGCCUGGUGAGCACGUUGAACAGCCAGCCCGGCCUCAAGGUGAGCAAGGCCACGACCCUGCAGAAGACGGCGGAGUACAUCGGCAUGCUGCAGCAAGAGCGGGCGGCCAUGCAAGAGGAAGUCCAGCGGCUCCGGGCCCAGAUUGAGGAGCUCAACGCGGACAUCAACUUGUGCCAGCAGCAGCUGCCGGCCACAGGAGUGCCCAUCACCCACCAGCGCUUCCACCAGAUGCGGGACAUGUUCGACGCCUACGUUCGUGCCCGCACGCUGCAGAACUGGAAGUUCUGGCUCGUAUCCUCCUCCAUCUUGAUCCGCCCGCUGUUCGAGUCCUUCAACGGGAUGGUGUCCACGGCCAGCGAACACAGCCUGCGGCACACCUCCCUCGCCUGGCUGGACCAACACUGUUCCCUCCCCGCGCUGCGCCCCGCCGUCCUGAGCUCCCUCCGCCAGCUGAGCACCUCCACCUGCAUUCUGACGGACCCAGCCCGCGUCCCGGAGCAGGCCGCUCAGGCCGUGGCCACCAGAGCCCUGGGCGGCACCAGCUAGGGGAGGCUGCCCGCCGUGCCCCGGGCCUCCGCAGCUGACCGUCCGUCUGACCAUCGGUCCGCCAAAAUUGUCGAACGCCUGCCGGGGGCCCAGCCUC